Messenger RNA from Verruconis gallopava, 2991 nucleotides. RefSeq lists its product as uncharacterized. The coding region runs from base 338 to 2644 and encodes 768 amino acids. The transcript has a single exon. The record is from RefSeq and is a predicted model, not a curated record. Lineage: Eukaryota; Fungi; Ascomycota; Dothideomycetes; Venturiales; Sympoventuriaceae.
CUUUCCUCGAUCAUAAGGUUUAAGCUGCUUCCCUUCGAGUGCCAACCGGCUGCAAGAUUCUGAAAUCUACGUCUCAAGACGACACUCGUCUACGUCGUGCGAGGGCCAGUGCUGCUCCGAGACCUCGACUGCUCUAGCAGCCGACGUGCGACGUUUCCACGCUCCUUCUUACUCCACCUCGUGCCGACCGAAGUUUGUCGCUCGAAAACUACCGAUAUUCAGGCGCGGACUUUUAAUCCCAUAGGCCCACGACGACGCCAGUCGUAGCCUCGAGGAUCGCGAGUCGAGGAGGUUGUAAAGACCAAAUGUCACCCUUCGGCAGACGGUGAUCGCACCAAUGGUCCGAGGGGGCGCAGGCGGCUUCAACGCCCACAGGCUCUUCGCCGACUUCGACGAGGACCUGCAAGCGGUCGGCAAGAAGGACGAUGAUCGAAAGGUGCCAUCCGGUGCAGGCGGCGGCCCCGCUGCGGCGUGGGUCGGCAGCGUGGGCAUGGGCCGGCUGAGGAGUAGGAGAAGGAUCGCCUUGAUAGCGUGUGCCGUGCUGGCAGUCUGGCUGUUCCUUCGAAACAUCCCCGCCGAAUUCUGGGAGCCGAACGAGACGGGCGCGAUGAGGAUAGCCAAGUUCCACUCGGGCACAGAUCACGCCGGCUUCCGGCCGGUCGAAAACACCCAGCCCAAGGCCGAUGCGGCGCUCGCUGAGGGACGGACGUCGCCCGGUCAAGCGGCCAGCGGGUUGCAACCGCCGCCGAGAUCGAAGGGCAAGAAAGCGAAGGAGGACACGUACUACUACGACGGCCCGAUCGUGUUCCCCAACUUGAAGGAGACGCUGCGCGGCAUCCAGCGCACAAUGGGUUUCAGACGGGUCAACCAGAACGUUCUCUUUGUGGCCAGCAGCCUCAAGAGCCUGAGUACGAUCAUCCCCUUGGCAUGCGAGAUGACGAGACACAAGGACAACUUCGUGCACGUGGCCGUCCUUGGCCGCUCUGACUUGGACGUGGAGGAGAUUGUGCGCAUCAACGGCGUCGACGCAGACGAGUGCAAGGUCUUCUGGCACGACGCCAGGCCAAACUACGCCAGCUACAGCUCCGAGGUCAGGGCCGAGGCCAGCGUGGCGAGCGCCAUGGAGCACAUCCAAGAGUACAUGCAUCCUCAGGUCGUCAUCAUGGACGACUCCAGCCUUGAGGAUCCCUGGCUCACGAGGCAGGUCAGGACCAAGUCCGCCAAGCACGGCUGGCCCGUCAUCGAACUGCCGGCCGGCGCGAGCGAGCGGUUGCACUGGCUGGCGAGGCUGGAUGCGCAAGCCCUCCGCGCAUUUCACAAAACGAGGGUGGACAUCGUCGUUCAGGCGCCACAAAAGGAGACGGGCGGCCUGCUCAGACUCUUGAGAAGCCUGAGCCAAGCGGACUAUCGCGGUUUGCCCGUCCCAAAACUCACCAUAGAGCUGCCACCGGAGGUGGACGACGUGCUUCGCUGGUACGUCUCGGACUACAAGUGGCCCCCCUCCACUUCGCCGCUGCAGCCCGUGCUGAGCAGUCAAUUGAACCUGCGCCAUCGUAUACCUGGCCAACGCCUGAAGCCCGAAGAGGCCUCGAUCCGCUUUCUGGAGUCCUUCUAUCCGACGAGUGCGGAACACUCGCAUGUCCUAGUUCUGAACAAUAACGUCGAACUCUCGCCUUUGUUCUAUCACUGGCUCAUGUAUUACAUCCUACAUUACAAGUUCUCACGCCUGGGCUCGUCCUUUUCCUCAAACCUUGUCGGUCUCAGCCUCGAGAUUCCAAAUACGCAUCUCAACGGGACCUCCCACUUUGAUCCGCCCAAUCUGAAGUCCAACGUGCUGUCAACCCUCUGGCCUGGACGUACAAACCCCAGGUCGCCGGACACAAGUCCUCCCUUCCUUUGGCAGUCUCCCGGCUCGAACGCGGCGCUCUACUUCGGGGACAGAUGGGUCGAGAUUCACGACUUCCUGAAGCAUCGCCUUCCCAGCGUCGACAGGACCCAAAAAAUCAUUGGCGAGCAUCUGCCGGCCUGGACCGAGUACGUGCUCGAGAUUAUGAGGGCGCGUGGCUGGGAAAUGCUGUAUCCUCCGACGAUCCAGGGGGAGAGCACCAUGGCCACGCUUCACACGGAGCUGUGGAAGCCUCCGGAGGAAUUUGCUCUAGACUACAAAAGAGCCUUGGCGAAGGAAAAGUCGAAGGAAAAUGGCGGCGACGGCGACGGCGAAGACGUGGUGGUGGAGGAGGAGCCGUCUAGUUUGGGCGACAAGGGGUCUCUGUCGGCACAUCCGGCCCACUGGGAGCAAUCUGAAGGCUCCGUCAUCCAAACGCAGCAGCCGCUUCACUCCGUCCUUCCGUUCAGAGGAGAGGAGCCCCUUCUCAGAUCACUGCCUCAUCUCCUCUACGACGGCGAAUCUGUGCAAUGGUCUGAGAUGCCCGCGAUCGCAGAGGAAUACGCCGAGUCCUUCCGCAAAACCUUGGGAGGCUGUUCGGACGAGACGCGCAAAGCCAGUUCGAAAAUCGUACCACACAAGGCUGGCGAUCUCUUUUGCCAGGGAGAUGAGGGCGAAGAUGGUAGAGAGAAGCCCGCGAAGCCCGGAAAGCCCGAGACGCCGGCGAAGGUUCAUCACAGCAUGGACGAUGUAAAAUAGCUUUAGUUGUGUCCUCUCUGUCACUCUCUCCUUUUGUCCAACCUUGGACAAGCGGGAGUCGCUAGUCCAACGAAGACUUCAAGAUCCGACAGAGCUCUAUCCAUCUGUCAUUCUAUAUACCACUAAGGCUUGAGCCAGUGCCUUCUCCCACUUCCUGUAGAUCGAAGCGGCUUCUUUUCGCAGUCUCAGCAACCGUAUGUGGGAGGGAUUCUUUCGGGGAAAGGAGGCCCAACCGGCGAUCAACAACCGCAUGAUCCUGGUCCGGAUAUACGUUGUACACUGCUAAAUCCGACUUCGUAGGCCCAGCCUUUUGCAACCGCCUUUCGACCGACCCACCAGCAGGCCAG